AUGCUUGAAGAGAGACCGCUUCCCGAAAUACGUAUACCAAUGCCUUCUGAACCAAGGUUGAAUCCCUCUCCGCAAAGAGGUCCACAACAAGAUGCAUCAUCUUCACCACGGCCCGGAGUUUCUCAAGAUUCUAACUUGCAGGAUCAGUUAGCUAAUUUACAACCAGGUUCUUCUACUACUACAACAAGUACAAUCAUAACGAUAAAAAUGACUACUAUCACUCACACAGAUGCCAAUAAUAAUUCAACUACUACUACAACUGUCACCACUGAUAUUUCUCCGGUGACAAGUAAUACAGUUUCAUCGGAUCCCGCUACAGUAACCGUGGAAACCAGGGAAAUGCCUCCACAAAUAACUCCGGUUAAUCCAUCUGAAUCUAAUAAUUCAGUUUCACAAAUUCAUCAGGCGUCAAAUUCGACGCAAUUCACGGAACCAACAAAUUCUAGUCAAUUACAACAACAUUUGGCUGCUACUUCUUAUGCUCCUCAAAUAGCAUCAAUUAUUAAUAAUGUCGCAUCAAAUUUAGCUGUAAAUGCUGGCAUCAACUCGAGCGCUUUAGGUUCUCAAUAUAAUAAUGUAUCAACAACAGAUUCUUCACCUUAUAUCGUGAAUCCUUCAAUGAUUGCAUCUAAUAAUACUAUUAAUUCUGUUCAUUCUCCAAUUACAUCAAAUCAUACACCAAGUUUCCACAAUAGUUCUGCUAUAAAUUCAUUCAAUUCUUCACCAUUGCCACCGACUCAUAUUGGUGCGUCUCAUAACGGUAAUUCUAGUAUUCAAUCAGGAGUUUCGCCUCACCAUUCUAGUCAAUCUGGAAUUUCACCACAUCAUGAAAGUCAAUCUUUAAUUUCUCCUCAUCACGACAAUCAGUCUUUAAUCUCUCAUAAUAAUUGUCAAUCUGGAAUUUCGACUCAUUAUACUAGUCAAUCUGGAAUUUCACCUCACCACAAUAGUCAACCUGGAAUUUCAUCACACCAUAAUAAUCAAUCCGGAAUAUCUACUCAUCUUGCUAAUCAAUCAGUUAUUUCUCCUCUUCAAGAUAGUCAACCGGAAACAUCUGCUCAUCAUACUUGUCAAACUGAAAUGUCUUCUAGUCAUGCAGAGCAAAAUAUGAACAAUAAUAAUAAUCCUAUGAUUAGACAACAUCAUGGUGUUAAUUCAAUUAAUAUGUUAUUAGAUACUACUCUAACAAGUGCUAUUGUAAGGUCUCCAAGUACUGCGACCAUAAAUUCUAAUGGAUCUAUUCCUAGUCCAAUAGAUUCUGCUAAUGGUCCUCCAAUUAAUUCACCAAUUUCUUUUGGUGAAUCGACACUUGCCUUGGAUAACAGUUUAGUUAAUCAAAUGAAUAAUCCGUUGAAUAUAUCACAAAGUUUAAUACAAAGAACUAAAUAUCAUAAUCUUCCGGAUUUAGAUACUCUCGAUACUGUUUAUGAUGUUUGGAAUGAAUGGAAUGUUGGUCUAGAUGGAAACCCUUCAAUAAUUACAUUAUUAGAAGUUUAUGGAAAUAAGUGGGCAGGUGAAAAUAAAGAUACAUUAAUCGCUCGUAAAAAAAUCAUAAAAGAGAUACAAACAAGGACAAAUGAUAUAGGAGUUGAUAAAGCAAUAAGUGAAAUGGAAAGAUUAAGAAACGGUAAUGGUUUAACUUGGCUAUCAAAAAAAUUUGGAGGAAAGAAGAAAGCAACACCUGCGCAUCGUGGAUAA
This is a messenger RNA of Dentiscutata erythropus, 1698 nucleotides long. The record is from the annotation of a GenBank genome assembly. Lineage: Eukaryota; Fungi; Glomeromycota; Glomeromycetes; Diversisporales; Gigasporaceae.